UGUCGCCAGCCCCCAACAAGAACCACCCACUAGCGCUGGUCACUCCGGUGCGCAGCGCAACAACUCCGCUCUUGGGAAAUCCUCGCGCACUUUACACAGUGAUUUUUCUCCCCUUUUUUUUUGUGUGUGCGCGCGCGUGUAUGUGUGCGUGUAAACACAGACAUUCUUUAUUUUUGCGUGUGUUUUGUGAUUACGCGCGAGGUGGGUACGGCAAUGUGGACGCGAUUAACGUCAGCGAUCUCCGCGUGUGUUUUUUUUACGCGUCGAUGUCUGGGGCACUCUAAGAGCACUGGUGCCAACGCUAAGAGUGCUUGUGCUCACGGUAGGAGUACUGGUGCCCACGCUAAGAGUGCUGGUGUCCACGCUAAGAGUGCUGGUGCCCACGCUAAGAGUGCUGGUGCCCACGCUAAGAGUGCUGGUGCCCACGCUAAGAGUGCUGGUGCCCACGCUAAGAGUGCUUGUGCUCACGUACUUGCUGAUUAGACUUUUUCAAUAUUGUCUCUGAGGCGACAGAUAAUAAUAAUAAUAAUAAUAAUAAUAAUAAUAAUAAUAAUAAUAAUAAUAAUAAUAAUAAUAAUAAUAAUAAUAAUAAUAAUAAUAAUGGCAAAAUUUUCGAGAACAGUGGAAGAGAAUCACUGUUUAUAAGACAUUAUGAAUGCUGUAUAGUCAAGAAUUUCCUGUCAACUGGUCACCUCCAGGAUGACGUCGGUGCUGUGACUGUAACCUAAGCUGGAAAUACCACUGCACCGGCGCCAGGAACAUUUCUGUACCGGCGCCAUUAAUACCUGUAUACCGGCGCCAUUAAUACCUGUAUACCGGCGCCAGUAACAUUCUUGCACCCGCGCCAUUAAUACCUGUGUCCCAGCGCUGCUGACACCUGUUAGUAGCAGCAUCAUUAGCACCUCUUUACUACCGCUGGAAACGCUUCUUUAAACCGGUGGUGCCUUGAAACACAUUUGUUCAAGCACUAAUUAUUAACCCUUCUGCACCGCUAGUGGGAACACCUUUGUACCGGCACAUCUUUUUUUACACCUCCGCACCAGUGCUUCUAGUACCUCUGUACAGGAGCUGGGAACACCUCUUGAUUCUGACGUGGCACUCACUGAAAAAUUUCUUCUUGACAACAGCGUCGAGGGAAAAAAAAACCCAGAAACAAUGAGAGUGUUAUAAUAUCUGACGGAUACACUAAACACAGCCUUGGAAAUACUAGCUGGCGAUUGUGCACCUGAAUGAGGAAAACUUUGGCAGAGUUAUGCCGAAAAACUGAUGAAAAUCGAGCAUUAUAUCGAGAGACAAGACGCCAUGGUGUCGCUGAGCGCAGGAGAGUGUUCCCUGGGAGGCUUCGGUCUACCCACAGUGGGCGUCACCACCUCCUCCCCCACCCACGCCCACCUCGACUACAACGACAACCUGACACCCAUGUCCGCCCACAUGGGCGAGGGGGUCGCCGCCCCAUACGCCACCCACGGUGGCCUGAUGGGUGUCACCUACCACCAGAGCGCACUUGGAGGGCAACUUGAGUGCUCCCUACGUUCCCUCCAUGGAGGAGGACAUGGAGGGGCCCUCAUGUAUGGUGGGGUGCACGCCCCUCCUCUCCUGCCCCACCACCAGCCCUACCCAGGUGGGGGCGGCCGCUGGGAGGGUGGGGGCCCUCCCAGAGGGGCCGGAGGGGACAAGGCUCGUAGGGAACAACGUAUCAGAAGACCCAUGAACGCCUUCAUGGUCUGGGCUAAAGUGGAACGUAAGAAACUGGCCGAUGAGAACCCUGACUUACACAAUGCUGACCUCUCCAAAAUGUUGGGUGAGUAUGUUGUGUAUGUUGAGUAUAUUGGUGUGUUGGGUGAGUAUGUUGCGUAUGUUGAGUAUAUUGGUGUGAUGGGUGAGUAUGUUGGUGUGGUGGAGAAGUGUUGGGAUGAGAAACCUGACUUACAAUAUGCUGACCUUUCCAAGAUGUUGGGCAAAGGCAUGAAAGUCUUGAUCUUCAAGGGUACUUGCAGUGCAUGUGGAGGUGGUGGGUCAGGAGUGGCCAGGGUUGCUGGUGGGUCAGGAGUGGCCAGGGUUGCUGGUGGGUCACGAGUGACCUGGGUUGCUGGUGGGUCAGGAGUGGCCUGGGUUGCUGGUGGGUCAGGAGUGGCCUGGAUUGCUGGUGGGUCAGGAGUGACCUGGGUUGCUGGUGGGUCAGGAGUGGCCUGGGUUGCUGGUGGGUCAGGAGUGGCCUGGAUUGCUGGUGGGUCAGGAGUGACCUGGGUUGCUGGUGGGUCAGGAGUGGCCUGGAUUGCUGGUGGGUCAGGAGUGGCCUGGGUUGCUGUGGGUCAGAAGUGA
Molecule: messenger RNA, 2322 nt
Organism: Cherax quadricarinatus
Lineage: Eukaryota; Metazoa; Arthropoda; Malacostraca; Decapoda; Parastacidae
Source: RefSeq, a predicted model, not a curated record